This is a messenger RNA of Paramuricea clavata, 558 nucleotides long. Lineage: Eukaryota; Metazoa; Cnidaria; Anthozoa; Malacalcyonacea; Plexauridae. The record is from the annotation of a GenBank genome assembly.
AUGGUUGAAAAAAUUGUUAAAAAUGAACUUGGCAAUUGUGCUGACAAAGACAUUCUAAAGAAAUGUUUGAAGUUUUUAAGUGAAGAUCCAAACCUACGUAAAAUGUGGCAAAAAUUACUUGGGAGUAAGGAUAAUGACACUUUUCGUGCUGGUUCUGUGAUAUUAUUACAACGAAUUGUCACAAUGUUUUUGAAGUCAAAGCAGCAAAUCAUCAGAGAACAGCUACAACUGAAGGCUAAUAAACAAAGCUCAUCAUUGCGACAAACUGUAUGUAAAGGACAAAAGCCAAAGGAAAAAUUGUGUAAACCUAUUGAAUGUCUUGUAGCAUUUCGUGGAAGUCCGACAGAUGCUUCUACAGUACUGGCAUUUUUGAAUGAUGUUUUUCUUAAAUCUGAACCAUCUACCAUACUUAGCAAAUUACAUGGAAAUGAACUUACUGCAAUAUUACAGUCAUUGGGCUUGCCAGGGUUGAAUGGGAAGGGGAAGAAUCGCCAAAUUGAGUUAUUAGUCAAACAUCAUGCCAGUGGCAAAAAUUGGAACAUUCUCUUCCCUGAAAAG